Peronospora matthiolae is the source of this 705-nucleotide messenger RNA. The record is from the annotation of a GenBank genome assembly. Lineage: Eukaryota; Oomycota; Peronosporomycetes; Peronosporales; Peronosporaceae.
AUGAAGGAAAAGGUAUUCUGCGCGAUCCCGGAAGGGGUCGAAGUUGAUGAAGACUUUGACUGCUCUGAACUGGUCAAAGCGAUCUACGGACUAAAACAAGCAUCGCGUGUAUGGAACGAGACUUUCCAUGAGUUCGUCUGCUCCACUGGAUUUCCAGUAUCCGAUUUUGACCCGUGUCUUUAUCUCAAGAUUACAAGUGGCGACUCGACUGAACUGAUCAUGCGCACCAAGAGUGACUUAAAGGCGCGUUUCGAAAUGACUGACAGCGGCAAGUGCGCAUUCGUGUUGGGCAUCGAGCUGGUGGACCACGACAACGGUAGCGUGACGAUGUGCCGGCGACGCUACGUGGAAGAUGUUCUCAAGCGUUUUGGCAUGAGCGACUGCAAAGCCGUCACCAGCCCAACAGACAUCAGUUCUCGACUCAUACCAAGCACCGCAGCAACCACAAUCGACACCCCGUUUCGUGAAGCAGUAGGCGCUUCAAUGCACUUGAUGACCGCGACACGACCGGACAUUGCCUUUGCUAUAGACUUCUGCGGCGACUCGGAUGCAGACUGGGCCGACGACCGUGCAAACCGCAAGUCGACUUCGGGAUAUGCGUUCAUCCUGAUAAGUGCUCCGGUGAGCUGGGGAAGCAAAAGGCAGUCAAGUGUGUCGCUGUCAACAAGUGAAGCUGAGCACGUUGCACUAAGUCUGGCGAUUUAA